AGUUAUGGUUUAGGGCAAGGGGCCGCUUCUUGUCACCUUCGAACAUUAGAUGAUGAAGUUGGCUAUCUUUUCCAGUUAGAUUAAAGCUGUCUUAAUAAAUUAAAAAAAACAAACAAACCCUCAAGUAAUUACUCUGUUAACUUCCUCAAUAUGUAAGCUGUUUCAAAAUCAAAAGCUUAUGAAAAAAGUCCCCCAAAUUCCCAGCUAACUACUCUGGGAUGCAGUAGGACCGAAGUGCCUAUAUUUGGUUCAGAAGAACUGAAAUGAUUAUUAUACAUAUAUGACUAAGAAAUUUAACCAUGCUCAUAGAGGCCAUCCAGUUCUCCAAAACAGAAUUUCAUACUCAUGCCUUGUGUCUGCUUAUCCUCUAUUGCAGUAUGUGUGCAACCCUUAAAUAGAUAUUUAUAUGAAGCCAUCCGCUGUCAGUUUUCAUGCUAAUAUGCAUCAGUUGCUGUGAGAUUCAUUAUUACUAAUUUCCCACACUUUUUUACUUUAUCCUUGGUCCUUUUCUUAGCUUCCUUUCCUCUAUCUUUAUAUUUUCUUCUUUUCCAUUCUAUUCUAUUUCCCCCUUCAUAACUUAAAGUAGAAAGUAUAUGUGAUUUCUGAUAAUCACUCAAGGAGAGUGCACUGUUCUUGGUUCUUAUGGCAGAAUAUACUUAUUUGUAGGACGUGUUGCAUAAUGAGGAGCUCUUUAGUGUUAGGGAUUUGAUCAUUUGGUAAAAGAGGGCUUAUUAUGUAGGUUUUAAAAAACUUUGAUUCUUACAGUAAAACUAUUCUCCAAUCUUUUUUUUUUUUUGUUCAGGGAAGUUUAUUAUAAUAUGUCGAAAUAUAGGUCAGAAAUUUACCUCAGAAGCAAUUUAUCUGUUAGUAAAUAUCUUUACCGGAGAAAUAUUUUCUUCAGUAAUUAUUUACAAACAACACAUUUUUAGAGCAAACAUGUUUGUAAUAAUUCUCACAAUCUGGACAUCACCCACAUACUUUUAAACAUUGUCUCUCUCUAUAGAAUAAACAUCCAUUAUUAGUUGAAACAGUGUUUUGGAAAUUUAGUAUUGAUCCAAAUCCUAUACCAUCUUAAUUUACCAAAACCUUCAGUUAUGAAGAUUUCCAGUCUUCCCUGAAACCCUUCUGUUUGAAUAAAGAGAAGGAGUACAAGACCAUAAUCUGAUAUUAGCAAUUUAGGUAUAAUCUCAGGUCAUUACCCCCUGGUGGUCUGUAUCAAGGACUGGAACCCACAGUGGCAGGUGCAGCUACACUAAUAAUGCAUAAAGGUUGGUGUCCAUUUUGAUUGCCCAGGCUCUGUGCCUAGAUAACUGUAAACACUUUGAUUAUCACAUUUGCCUAUAUAUUUUACAAGUAAGUAGUAUUUUCAGUUUACCAAUACGUAUAUAUCUGUAAUUCUGUUGAUAACCCUUUUUGAAGUGACUAGAGUAUCUCUGCUACAGAAAAUAAAAAUAUCCAGAAUACCCAUUUGCAAGCAUUUUAAUUAAAGGAUAUUUUAUGCGUGAGUGAGAUUAAGCCUGUAACAUAUCAAAAAGGAAAAAUAAUCAGCUUUAGAAAUUGAUUCUGUGGUUGUCUUUAGACAUAACCACCAACCAGCGAAGGUAUUUCUGAGGGUACCAUUAUCCUUUCUCAUGUUGUUUGGUCCCCAUAGAUUAUGAUGAAAUAUUUCCUUGCUGUUCGGAACAUGUCCUUUAUAUACAUGUCUAUUCUGUCAAUUUGAAUAAAAUACUCAUUUAUCAAAUAUUUUAAACACAACUAUUAUAUUCCAGGAACUGGGAUUAAAAAACAUGGCAAUAGAUCCUGUUGUCAGGGAAUUUAUAACUUUGGGGGUAAAAGCACCAGGAGAUAAAAAGUACUGGGAAUAUCCUGAGGUGGAACAAUGUUUAGCAUAGUUGGCCCAGCCUUAGAGAGAAGGUGAUAUUUGAAUAGCAGCUUAAACAAGGAGAAGAGAUUUACCAGGUUGAAGGGGUGAGGACGUACCUGUCAAACCAAACAAAGGGCUAGCACGUAACAAGUCCCAGGAGCCCACAACAGCAUGGCAUGUGCCAAGAACCUUCCCCAGCUCCUGGCAGCUCCUUUCUAUGUGGGAAGAUACUAGAGGGGCAGCAGUGAGAGAAACCAAAAGGACAGAAUGUGUCAGUUCAAGACGAGAGGAAACCUUUAACAGGGAGCUGGUGGAGGUCAAGUAAAGAUAAAGACUAGCAUAGUCUUUGGAUUUGGCUUCACUUGGAGUUUUGUCGGCCAUUGCUUAACAGUAAAGUAAUGAGUGUGGAGGUCACAGUGAUACAGAUUCAAAACGGAAGAAGCAGAAGAACGGCAUGUGUAGAUGGCUCUUUAGCCCUUGGUCUGGGAACAGCUGAUUAAGAGUAUUAGGGAGGGGAGGAUGCAUAGCUAGGCGGGGUCCCUUUCUCCUUCCCUGCCGCCUCCUCUAUUUUGGAGCUACUUCAGCAUGUUGAGGACCGAGAGAAAGAGUUGAGGUAAGGCAGGUCAUUCAAAGGUAGAAGAAGGAAUGUGAAGAGAAAGAUGUUUUGACAAGGAACGAGUGAAGGUGGAAGCCUGACCGUGUGCAAGGGGAGGGACAACUGGGAGACCAAAAGAAAGAUGCAGAAAGAUAGUGUAAAAAUGGGUGGCAGGAAGGUGACAGGGAGUUCAUGCCUAAGGGCUCCUGUUUUGACUAUGAAAUAUUUGUUUCACGGAAGAUCAUUGUCUGCUGUUAGUGAGCAGAAUAUGGAAGAGAAGGGGCUUGAAAGUGUUGAAGUUUUCAAAAAGCUGUCCUGUGGAAUGUCAGAGGGAGCUGUCCAGGGCUGGGGGAGGAUUCCUACACAGCAGGAGGGUCUAAGUGACCCUGCGAUAUAGUAAUUGAUAGAGACACUGAUGGGUGUGUGUGUGUGUGUUUUCAGGUGUGUGUUUGUGUUCAUGUGUGGUGUUACACAUGUGUUUAUAUGGUUGUUCAUGCAUGUGUUUGCAUAUUUUUGUACCCUAGAGGUCAUUCCAGUACAGAUAUAGUAAUCAGUCCUUUAAUUACCCAAGUUAUGGAGCUCCAUACAUUUUCCAUGCCUGUGCUGGUCAUUGGGGUUAUGAGGUGAGUGGGUUUAUUUCUGUUUGGGGAAACAUAUAGUUUUGUGGGUCAUACAUGUAAGCAAACAACACACUGUAUAGGGAUGCCAAAGUAAUUCAGAAAAGACAUGUUAAUGAUGAGUGGGCAGGGAUGGAUAAAGCGACAUUUUGGAAGUUUCUUGGAGGAAGUGAUCUCUUAGCUGGCUUCCAAAGGAGGUGUAUGGUUGCAGGUGAAGUGCUUGAAAAUUUUAGCAGGAAAGACAACAGGGGUUGUUGACCACAGAUGGGUACAUGCUGAAGGUCCAAAAUAGUUGAGAAAUUCUGAAUGUGGAGCAAAGAUCCAGAAGGGUGGGUGAAUCUUUGAGUUUACGACUGACUCAACUUUGUUUUUCUACAACCAGAAAUUAGAACCAGAAAGUUUUUUGAAAACAAAAGUACUUCUUGAGCAUUGGUAUGAGUUGGUUCUUUAGAACUUUUCUCAAAAGUUGUAGUCUUACUACAGUAUUUCACCUACCUGGUAUCUGUUGUUUUUUUGUUUUUGUUUUUUUAAUUAGUAUUAAGAGUGGCUGUAUUAAUCCUAAAAUAAAUUUUUAAAAAUUCUGCUAGAUAUCUAUCUGUCUAUAUAUAUGUUCUACGUUUCUACAUUCAUAUUCUAUAUUCCAGUUUCCAAUUGACCAUAUUUGGCCUUUGAAGAAGCAAGUGUGAUCAAACACUAUUUAUUAUAUUGUGCCAUUGCCUCUUUGGAGUGUGAAACUUUUGGAGUUAUUGAAGCUUUGUUUCCUUUGUUGGUAACACUCAAAAGGAAAAGAAACGUGUAGUUUUGUUUCUAUAACUACUAAGCAUUUUCUGAAAGUUUUUCCAUCCUGACUGAAAAAGAAAGUAAGUUGUUAAAAGCAAAAAUACCCUGCUAUAACGAGCAGUCUUGUACUUCCCAGUUCAUAGAUCAUUAGGCAACAGGGGAUCCCCCAGCCCCCAACCUCUGGCUUCCUCCGUACCUCUGAAGUACAUCACGCUGCCCAAAUCAAAUUGCUCACUUAAUAUUUAAUGUUUCUGCGAUGGAAUCACUCUCCCCCCUGAGGUUGACUUCACAUUUGCCAGACACACUGACAACACUACACUCCUUUUUUCCCCCACAUGACCUCAGCUUCUGCUUAAAAAAUGUUCAAAUAAAGGAUGCUUUUGUUCCUAUCUCGCCCGCCUGUGAUAUAUUGACAAAGUGUCUGCCGGCUGAAUGGAAUAGUUUUACAGUAUGAGUGCUGCUUUCAGUGGAGGGGCAGGACUUGGGCUUUAGAAGGAAGUGAAUUGGAUAGGUCAGGAGAAUGUACCAUUUGUAAACACCCCUUUCCUUUUUUAUUCACGUGUCAGGACAGCAGGAGCAGGCUGUUCAGUGCCCGUCCCUGCGCAGAGCCGGAGGGAAAAGCAGCUUGGAAGUCAGCUGCAAUUUUUAAACCUUGCUUUUUAUUCCCCGGCGAUGAUCUUCAAGUGCUUGGACUUGUCUUGGAAGCUGUUUUGAAACUAACAUGGUUUAGUCCACUAACUGCAUGUUGGGUAAAUUCAAAACCCACAUGCUCGUCCUCUUGCAGUGGAAUAAGUCACAUCUGAUGGACAUUUUCUGUGCUUAUAGCAUAGUAAUGAACGUCUGACAGGCGCGACCUUUCAUAAGACAACCCACACUAUUGGCUUUCUGCCCAGAAUAUUGCUGCAACACUAUCUGUGAUUGGUUAUCUCUCUAUCAUGCAUUGCUUCACAAGGGGAAACGGCCCCUUUUUUUAAUAAAUCUACGAUGGCUGGCUGCAAUAUGCCUCACUGUUGGUACUAAGAAGUGCCUUUCCUGACGUCUCUGCUGCUUGGACCCGCUUCUAGAGCAGUCUCUGCUUUUGCCUUGCUUGCUGCCAGCUAGACUGUGACGACAGCACAUCCACCCUCCACUUCUAGCCCAGACACCCCCAUUUCUACUUAUAAUCAAGACAAAAGCUCUAAGUAUCUGGCAUUGCCCUAGGCUGCUUUAGUUUUAAAAGAAAAGUUUGCUGAAAAAGUCAGAUCUCUUCUGCCAGGAAAUCAAGGAGGAAAAAAAAAAUCAGUUUCUCGAUUUGCUCUAAACUGCUGCAUCUGUCUAUGCCAAACUAAUCAAUACCGAUUGCACCACCAAACUCCAUUGCAAAUUCAGCUGUGAGGAGAUUCCCUUUCAGACAACUUUGCUGAAAGCAGCUUGGAAAUUCGGUGUCAAAGGGUCUGCCACGUUUUCAUGCUUGCAUUUUGGGCUCCAAAUUGGCACUGGGAAGGGGUUACUGAGAGCACAAGGCUGAUCCGAGGCCCUACUUUUAAACGUUCAUCUACUUACGAUUCUAGUAUUUCUCUGUAAACCAAAACCUCUUGAAUUAACAGUUUCAUGCUGUGAAUUUCUAGUGGGAGAUCUUUUCCUUGAUAUUGACAACACAGUUUUCCAUGUACUUUUAAAGCAGGGAGUGGGGAAAAAAGUAUUUUGGAGGGGACAUUUUCAUCAGCCUUUUACAGUCUUAUCAGUUCAGCUUUUUGAGGUUUUUUUUUUUUUUUUGGGGGUUUUUUUUUUUUUUUUUUUUUGGUUGUUGCUGGGUUUAUUUUUAUUUUUAUUUUUUUUGUGGGGGGCUGGGUCUGUUGGUUUCACUGCAAAAUUUAACUACCUGUAAAAUCUAAACAUGGCUGUUAGUGUCACACCAAUUCGGGACACAAAAUGGCUAACACUGGAAGUAUGUAGAGAGUUCCAAAGGGGGACUUGCUCACGGCCAGACACGGAAUGUAAAUUUGCACAUCCUUCGAAAAGCUGCCAAGUUGAAAAUGGACGAGUAAUCGCCUGCUUUGAUUCAUUGAAAGGUCGUUGCUCCAGGGAGAACUGCAAAUAUCUUCAUCCACCCCCACACUUAAAAACGCAAUUGGAGAUAAAUGGGCGCAAUAACUUGAUUCAGCAGAAGAACAUGGCCAUGUUGGCCCAGCAAAUGCAACUAGCCAAUGCCAUGAUGCCUGGUGCCCCAUUACAACCUGUGCCAAUGUUUUCAGUUGCACCAAGCUUAGCCACCAAUGCAUCAGCAGCCUUUAAUCCCUACCUGGGACCUGUUUCCCCAAGCCUGGUUCCAGCAGAGAUCUUGCCGACCGCACCAAUGUUGGUCACAGGGAAUCCUGGGGUCCCCGUGCCUGCAGCUGCUGCGGCUGCUGCACAGAAAUUAAUGCGGACAGACAGACUUGAGGUAUGUCGAGAGUACCAGCGUGGCAACUGCAACAGAGGAGAAAACGAUUGCCGGUUUGCUCAUCCCGCUGACAGCACAAUGAUUGACACCAAUGACAACACAGUGACCGUGUGUAUGGAUUACAUCAAAGGGAGAUGCUCACGGGAAAAGUGCAAAUACUUUCAUCCUCCUGCGCAUCUGCAAGCCAAGAUCAAGGCUGCCCAAUACCAGGUCAACCAGGCUGCAGCCGCUCAGGCAGCAGCCACCGCAGCUGCCAUGACUCAGUCGGCUGUCAAAUCACUGAAGCGACCCCUCGAGGCAACCUUUGACCUGGGAAUUCCUCAAGCUGUACUUCCCCCAUUACCAAAGAGGCCUGCUCUUGAAAAAACCAACGGUGCCACCGCAGUCUUUAACACUGGUAUUUUCCAAUACCAACAGGCUCUAGCCAACAUGCAGUUGCAACAACAUACGGCAUUUCUCCCACCAGGCUCAAUAUUGUGCAUGACACCCGCUACAAGUGUUGUUCCCAUGGUGCACGGUGCUACGCCAGCCACUGUGUCCGCAGCAACAACAUCUGCCACAAGUGUUCCCUUCGCUGCAACAGCCACAGCCAACCAGAUACCCAUAAUAUCUGCCGAACAUCUGACUAGCCACAAGUAUGUUACCCAGAUGUAGAAUUUUCAUCACUAAACAAUCAUACUAAAGAGGAAAGGACAGUGUGCUUGGUUAGCGUAAAGGACGAGGUCAUUAGCCAUAUUGUAAAUACCGUCAAGCAACACACACAAAAACCCCUCAGCCACAAGACAUCCACAUAUUGCAUGUUAACCAGAAGAAGAGACAACAUGGAAAUCCACUGCACACUGUUGCCUAUACACUUUGUACAUUUAAUUGAUAUUUGUGCUGAGGUGAUAUUCCUGUCUGAAAGAAGAACAACAUUGUCUUUCUUUUCUAGCACAGAGUUCUGCAUUAAAAGAUGCAUACCUAAUUAGUUUCCUAUAUAUUCAUGCCAUCUUGAAAAGACAGACUAUGGUGUAACCAUGAUUCUAUUAUGUAUUGGUACGUCUGUAGACCAAGGUAUAAUUUUUUAAAAAUAAGUUUAUUUCUUUCAAGGUUUACAAAUAACAAAGGUGCACCUUGUAUUUAAAAUCGCCAUUAUAGACGAGAGCGUGCAUGCACAGUCAUUUUUGUUUAAGAGUAAUAUUUUUAAUGUAAUAGAUUUUAAGAUGUGGUGAGGGAGGGAUCUGACAGAGAUGAAUGUGCCAAGCAAAACCACAACUGUGUAUCUUUUAAAGCACAUCAUGGCUUUAAGUACCAUGUUGUUAAGGAUUCUCAUGAAGUGCCAUAGACUGUACAUCAAAUUAGAGUAUUAUUUCUUCAGUGUUAUUGUUUUCAGAGCCACAUUUUGUUGCUUAUUUGCUAGUACUAAUCAGUCAAAGGGCACCAUUCUUUUUUCCUUUUUUUUUUUUUUUUGGAAACCAAAGCUGUCUCAGAAAUGGCCAAUUUAACUCUACAGUAACAAUAGACAGCACAACACAAACUCUCUCAAUACCGAUAAACUCACACAUACUGGAGAUAUAUAUAAUAGAUAUAUAUAUAAAAUUAUUUUAAUGCAUUGUAGUGUAAUAUUUAUGCAUACUAUACUGUGUAACAUGUUAUUCAAAAGGGAUAUGCCAUUUCUGAGACACGAUAACAAAAAAAAAUGUUUGAGGAAAUUAUUUUGCUUCUAUUUAUAGCUCUGUCAAAAGUCAAACGACUAUAAAUGCUUUGCAAAAAUGGUUUCACAUUUGCUUAAAUGCUUCACCACAGUCACGUUUAAAAUAGUGACUCUAAACAAAGAAGAAAGCAGCACUGUCAUCAGAUGCAUGAUAAACCAAAAUAUGAAAAUGGGAAAUGUUUAAUUAACCUAGUAAUUGGGUGGGUUAAGUACAUGGGUGAAUUUUAUAUGUGAUUUGUUUUGUUUUGUUUUGUUCAGAUUAACUGCUUAUAGCCUUAGAAAGCCUUUUACAAAAUUAAAAAAAAAUAGAUGUGCAUUCAGUUUUUAAGAAUGGAUUCAUCCAAAGGAAUUCCUUUUUUGUGGUUUGGAUGUUGCAGCUAGUAAAGGAUAUUUUUGCUCUGAUUGGCAGUUCUAAAAAUUGCUGACGUCGGGGCCAGGUCACUGGUAGUUAUAGUGUGGAAUGGGAGAAGCGAAAGUUCAGUUAUAGAACUUUCCAUACUUCCAAGUUUACUGCAAGUUUUUAUGCUUGAGAGAGAUGCUUUCUAAUAUAAGACUGAUGUGUUGAUUUUACUGAUUGUACUGUACAUCUAUUAAAGCCUUAGAUUAUUACAUUACGGGUUGGAACCCAUACCAAUGUAAUUUCAAUCAUGUUAAGAGAGUAAUGGUGACUUCACAUGUUAUUGUAGUUAGUUACAUUAUAGAAUAUUACUUAUUUUUCUUGUUAAAAUGUAGUUUUUCAUUUCCUACAUUUAUUAGAUUUCAUUUUCUAUUAACAAUUGAAUACCAUUUCAGUUUAUAGACUCUUGUUUUAUUAGAUUUUACCGAUGAAUUUUUCAAAAUACAAAAAAAAAAUUAAAGUAGUUUUUCCUUCAUAACAUACUCAGUUUUGAAUUACAUGUAGUGUCAUACGAAUAUUCGUAUUAUUGUUAACUAAAUGAUUUAUAUUUUACUGAUUUAAUAUUAAAGUGUAAGAAUGUCAGUCAUUGUUAGUUCUUGUCUAGUUUUCAUUAAAAGAACAAAGAUCUUUUAUAUGGAUAUCUUAUAAAUAUAUAAUCAUUGCUAAGUAAGAAGUUAAGUUGUUGCUAUCGCAACAAUCCUGGCAGACAAUUGAGUAAUAUUUUGAUGAUUUAUUUUGUUUGUAAUUAGUUAUUAUAAGAAGAUCUAGAUCCUAGAUAUUAGAAUAAAAUUUAUUUUCUACUGUAUCCAUUUCAAAUGUUAAAGUAUUGUUUAAUAUUUUUGAAAUCCCUGAAUAUCAGGCCUUGUUAUAAAUAAGCUGCAUAAUCAAUAAAUAGAACAAGGGACUUUUUUGUUGAUAAUCCAAAUACUCAAAGUUUACGUAAUGAGAAUUAUAGCGUGUGUGCAAACUCUUGAGGGUUGAUUAUGCUGCAAUUUAGCAUGUUGGAACGUCUAGAGAGAAGGUUGACUUUUUGCACUUCUGUAUAUAGUCAAAAGAGAGAAACCUGUAUAAUAGUAAGAUCUUAUUUUGAAUAAAAACGUCUAUAAUUACAAGGAGUUUUGUUAAGGCUAAUAAAAUGACAGACUGAGCAAAAUUGCUUGCAAAAGUGGCACAGAGUUAGCACUCCAUACCCCUUCAAACAUGUUGCUUUGCUUUAUUGUGGACAGCUUGUAGUUUGCCAGGAUUUUUUCAGCUGGAAAGAUAUGCCAUCCUUCCGAGAUCUCAUGACUGACAAAAACUCCAUUGGGCCAAAUCUGCCUGAAGAUCAUUACCAAAAAUAGCAGGUACUUCAACCAUUAAGGUGAAAUCAUGGAUCAAAUAUUCCUUACAUUUUUCAAAACUACUGCAUGUUUAAAACUUCAACGAAAAAAAAAAAGAGAAAGAACUAUACUAAGGACAUAUAUUAUACAAAUCAGUUUCUGCCAAUUUCAGUGGUUUAUUGUUCACAAAAAAAAAAAUCUUCAAAACAAGUAUUGACUCUCACAAAAUUUAAACCAUAAACAGGCAAACCAAACAGCACACCGUAGCUAUAGUUGUUAUGUGAUUGUUUUUUAAUUGCUGUAGGAUCCUGUUCUUUCAGCAGGUGAAAAAAUAAAACGCAGUUCAAAUUUCACGGUUUUAAUUUUCAACUCAGAAGCACUCAAAAAAGCAAAGGUGAUCAUGGGCACUUGUUUAAUGAAUUCGUGUAUCCAGCCUUCACUCCCGCUGGCUGCACUUAUCAGCAACCCUACAGCUUUCAUCUGCUGAAAGGACAGAUGUGCUUGGUUUUACUAUUAUGUAAUCACAACUUACUUUCUGCUUGUAGUUGCUUAAAAUUAUGUAUUUUGUCUUGGGCUGCAAUUUGUUUUAUGCUUAUUUUAUUAUUACUGCAGUAGUUGACUUUGCUGUAUGGAAAAAUAAAGUGAAAUUGCCCUAAUAAAACUUCUCUUUCUUAAGUAUA
This is a messenger RNA of Panthera uncia (snow leopard), 10367 nucleotides long. It is a transcript of the gene MBNL1, whose product is annotated as muscleblind like splicing regulator 1. The record is from RefSeq and is a predicted model, not a curated record. The transcript is spliced from 11 exons. Gene Ontology annotation, molecular function: metal ion binding. The coding region runs from base 5733 to 6932 and encodes 399 amino acids. Lineage: Eukaryota; Metazoa; Chordata; Mammalia; Carnivora; Felidae.